AUCUUUUCAAACCCAAUCCCCAUUUUCAUCAAACAAUUUCGGAAAAAAGAAUCUGGGUUAAUUUCGCGUGGUUUGAAACUUUAUUUCAAACCAUAAGCUUAUUAGAUUGCCAACAAAAUCAAAACAAUGGAGGAACAAGAGCAUGUUGGCUUGCCAUUGUUACAAGAUGAAGAAACAGAUUCAAAACCCAAGAAAACACCAUCCCAGAGAGUGAUGAGGAAGGCCUUCAAAGGGACAGCACAUUUGGCUAACCUCCUCCCCACAGGGACAGUUUUGGCAUUCCAGAUUCUUGCCCCAGCUUUCACACAUGAAGGCAAAUGCAUAUCUGUGGUGAGCCAAACAAUGACCGUGGCUCUUCUCGUCGGAUGUGCCAUCUCUUGUUUCUUCCUAUGUUUCACCGAUAGCUUUCGGGAUGAGAGGGGAAAAGUCCGCUAUGGGCUUGCCACAUUCCAUGGGCUCUUCAUUCUUGAUUUAUCUUCCGUCACGUUGUCCCCGGAUGAGGCUGCCAAACACAGGAUAAGGUUGUUGGAUUUCUUCCACGCCUUCAACUCGGUCUUGGUUUUUGCCGCGACUGCUUUGCUUGAUAAAAACGUUGUGAAUUGUUUGUACCCUUCGCCAUCCCCGGAGACGGAAGAACUUCUUUCAAUUUUGCCAGUCGGUGUUGGCUUCAUGUCUAGCCUCUUUUUCAUUGCAUUCCCCACCAGACGCCAUGGAAUUGGUUUCCCUCUCUCCCGUGAUUAACAUCCACGCCUCCAAAGCUUUGAUUAACAUCCACGCCUCCAAAGCUUAUUUGGUUCGAGCCUUCGAGGGUUUUAAAGGGAAAGGAGGGGAAAAUGUGCAAUGUUUAUUUUAAGUAAUUUCUACAUUUAGCUGGUUAAAAUGCAAAUGAUUUCCUAUAUAAAAAUACAUGAUGUACUACUAAUACACUCCAACAAAAUAAAAACAUUGACAAAAUAAAAACAAUGUAUAAAUGUUUAGGUCAAUGAGGUUUGAGUUCUACCCAAUUUUGAAUUUGUUUGGUGAUUCCGC
This is a messenger RNA of Cuscuta europaea, 1029 nucleotides long. The record is from the annotation of a GenBank genome assembly. NCBI's taxonomy places the organism in Eukaryota, Viridiplantae, Streptophyta, Magnoliopsida, Solanales, Convolvulaceae.